AUGGUGGCACAAGUAGUGUCUGGACUCGAAGUAGCUAGAUCAAUCCAAGAUGAUCUUCGCAAACAAGUUUCGGAGAUGCGAAAGAAAGUGCCAGGCUUGAAGCCUCGCCUGGCGAUCGUGCAGGUCGGAGGUCGGGAAGACUCCAACGUCUACAUCAGGAUGAAGCUGAAGGCUGCCGAGAAUAUCGGCAUCCAUGCUGAACAUAUCAAACUUCCAAGAGACUGUACGGAGGCUGAGUUGCUGAUCCGACUGGGCGAGUUGAAUGAAUCACCAGAUGUUCACGGUAUCAUCGUCCAGAUGCCUGUGGACUCCAUUCACCCCAUCGACAACCACCUUAUUACAGAUGCUGUUUCGCCGCAUAAAGAUGUCGAUGGACUAAACACGUUGAACGAAGGUCGAGCAGCUUUAGGAGAUCUGUCAGGGUUCGUACCCUGCACUCCCGCAGGUUGCGUGGAGCUGAUCAAACGUACUGGAGUCUCCAUAUCGGGGAAACGGGCAGUAGUUUUGGGCCGUAGCAGAAUUGUCGGCACUCCUAUAUCCGAGUUGCUCAAAUGGGAGAAUGCGACUGUCACCAUUUGCCAUUCAAAGACGGCUAAUUUAAAUGAAGUGACAAAAACAGCUGAUAUUUUGGUGGUCGGUAUCGGCAAACCGGAAUUAGUUCGUGGAUCAUGGAUCAAACCGGGAGCAGUUGUCAUUGACUGUGGGAUCAAUCCAAUUCCAGAUGCAACAAAGAGCAGUGGACAACGACUAGUAGGGGACGUAGCGUACGCGGAGGCUAUACAAGUAGCCUCGCACGUAACGCCCGUGCCCGGUGGAGUUGGGCCAAUGACCGUGGCCAUGUUAAUGCGAAACACAGUCACGGCUGCCCAGCGGUACGUCGAACGGCUCAUCGCACCAGUUUGGCCGCUUAAAGUUUUGCGGCUUAACAUUCUAUCACCACCACCAAGCGACAUAGCGAUAGCUCGUUCGCAAAAACCAAAGGACAUCGGCAUUUUAGUCGACGAACUAGGCUUGUACCCAAACGAAAUCUCCCAGUAUGGAAACACUAAGGCCAAGGUAUCGCUCAAAGUACUCGACAGAUUGAAGGACCAACAGGGAGGCAAAUACAUAGUAGUUGCAGGUAUAACUCCAACACCCUUGGGUGAGGGUAAAAGUACCACCUUACUGGGUCUGGUUCAAGCCCUGACUGCUCACAGAGGUCGUAACUCCUUCGCCUGCAUGCGUCAGCCCAGCCAGGGUCCCACAUUUGGAGUCAAGGGCGGAGCCGCUGGAGGUGGUUAUUCACAGGUCAUCCCCAUGGAAGAUUUCAACCUGCAUCUUACUGGCGACAUCCACGCAGUUACUGCAGCAAACAACCUUCUUGCUGCUCAAAUGGAUGCCAGGAUAUUCCACGAAUUGACCCAAAAAGACGGUCCACUUUAUGACCGAUUGGUACCAAAGAUCAAGGGAGUGAGGAAGUUCUCACCAAUUCAGCUAAGAAGGUUGAACCGUCUGGGCAUUAACAAGACAGACCCUGACCUAUUGACACCGGAAGAGAGGACCAAGUUUGCAAGACUUGACAUUGACACAACUAAAAUCAUGUGGAAUAGAGUGGUGGACUUAAACGACAGAUACCUCCGAAAGAUUACAAUUGGCCAAUCACCAACUGAAAAAGGUUUCUCGCGGGAGACCAGCUUCGAUAUCUCCGUUGCCUCAGAGAUCAUGGCUGUACUAGCUUUGGGCAAGGACAUUGAAGACAUCAAAGACCGACUUUCUAACAUGGUAGUUGCCCUGGACAAACGCGGCAACCCGGUCACUGCUGAUGAUCUUGGUGUAACUGGCGCUCUCAUGGUUCUCCUGAAAGACGCCUUCGAGCCAACCCUGAUGCAGACCCUGGAAGGUACCCCAGUGCUGGUUCACACGGGUCCCUUCGCCAACAUCGCUCAUGGCUGCUCAUCCAUUAUCGCUGACAAGAUCGCCAUGAAGCUCGUCAAGGAGAACGGUUUUGUCGCCACCGAAGCUGGAUUUGGUUCUGAUAUUGGCAUGGAGAAGUUCUUCGACAUAAAGUGCCGUGCUGGUGAUGAUCAGCCGCACUGCGCAGUGAUCGUAUGCACGGUUCGAGCUCUGAAGAUGCACGGAGGUGGACCUACCGUCAGCCCUGGACUGCCCCUGCAUCAGGUCUACGUGGAGGAAAACUUAGAUCUUUUGAACAAAGGUCUCUGCAAUUUAGGAAAACACAUAAGCAACGGGAAAAAAUUCAACGUACCUGUUGUAAUCGCUAUCAACAAACAUGGGAACGACACUCAAGCAGAGCUUAACAUGGUGAAAGAGUACGCCCUUAAGAAUGGCGCGUUCCGAGCAGUGAUCUGCGAUCAUUGGGCUAAGGGCGGCGCCGGCGCAUUGGAAUUAGCUGAUGCAGUGAUCGAGGCCUGUGAAACACCUUCCAACUUCAAUUACCUCUACCCUCUGGAUCUGUCCAUACAGGACAAGAUACAGAAGAUAGCGUUCGAGAUGUACGGAGCUGGAAAGAUUGAAUACACUGAUGAUGUACUGGAUAAGAUUAAGCGGUUCACUGAGAAGGGCUAUGACAAAUUCCCAAUCUGCAUGGCCAAAACAUCAAACUCGUUGACUGGUGACCCUACAAUCAAAGGAGCGCCGACUGGCUUCACUCUACGGAUUAACGACAUAUUUGUAUCUGUGGGCGCUGGCUUCGUCGUUCCUAUGGUCGGUGAAAUCUCCAAGAUGCCUGGGUUGCCCACUCGCCCCAGUAUUUAUGACAUUGACUUGAACACUACCACUGGAGACAUAGAAGGUCUAUUCUAA
This is a messenger RNA of Pieris macdunnoughi, 2802 nucleotides long. The record is from the annotation of a GenBank genome assembly. NCBI's taxonomy places the organism in Eukaryota, Metazoa, Arthropoda, Insecta, Lepidoptera, Pieridae.